GCUGCGCCUACUGAAAAGAAUUAUGUCAUUUGGUGGUUAUUCAAACACUAGCAUUGACCUCCACAAUUCUUGACAGACACCUCGAAACUAAUUAAUGCUCAAUUGAUUCUCCAACUAAUCAAAAUGGUUCAUGGAGAAAAAUAUAUCAAUGCUGAAGAGAUUGUAAAGCACAAGGAUGGUCGAAUUGAUCUUUUCAACACUAUCCUUGCCCGAAAGGAUAAGAAUUCUCAAAUCCCUGUUCUUGCUGAAACAAAGACAGCUUCAGUGUCACAGCCAUUACCACUGUUACCAUCCGCCCCUAUGCCAGGAAAAUACCGAAAAUUAUUACCAGCCUCAGCACCAUCUACAAUCAUCAACAAAGUUGACUCUAGCCCAGUUUCAGACUUAAAAGAAGCAGAAGGAGACACAGGGACUAUAGCUUCAUUUUCUAGAAAACGCUUAUCAAGCCCCCCAUCCCCAACAACAACACCAAGCAGUAUUGGUAUAAACACGACAGUCAAUAGUAAAAUUAGUAGUAGUAACGAUAUUGGUAGCAGCAAGGAUGGAUCAUACGCAAGGCUAAGGAAAGUUUAUAAAGUGACUACAACACCAAUAGGAGAGGGUCAUAGUCACGGAUAUUUGGAUAUCUUCAAGGGAUAUGUCGAACAACCAUCGACUGUUCCAGCAGAAAUUGCGUACUGGCACGAUCAUGAGCAUCUUAUUAUUAAGGAUGCUUAUCCAAAGAGUAAAGUACAUAUGCUAGUUCUGCCGAGACAAAGGAUUGACAAACUGGACAAGUUGUCAAGUACUAGCGGGAUCACUCUCAUCCAGCGCUUAAAAGAACGUGCUCACUGGCUUGUGACGAGGUUAAAGGAGGAAUCACCAGAGCUCGAGCUUAAGAUAGGGUUCCAUGUUAUCCCAAGUUUAAUGCAAUUGCAUUUGCAUGUUAUCUCACAGGACUUUUGUGGUACAGGAUUGACAAAGAAACGCCAUUGGAAUACGUUUACAACACCAUUUUUUAUUACACCUGAUGAAGUGAUUACGAUCCUUCAACAGCGAGGAUCUUUCAUAUUAAGUCCUCAAGACGUUAUUAAUUAUGAAGCCAUGUCAAAACGCGACUUAAAAUGCAAUCAAUGUAAGGAAACCCUCAAAAAUAUGCCCAUGCUCAAAAAACAUCUUGAGGAACAUUAUCUCAAGAAAAAGGAAAGAGUAGGCGCCAUGAAGUAACACUGAGAGUAUCAAGGAUGAACUCAGUCGGAAUAAAAUGACAAACAUCUAGUCCUU
Messenger RNA from Lobosporangium transversale, 1263 nucleotides. RefSeq names its product HIT-like domain-containing protein. NCBI's taxonomy places the organism in Eukaryota, Fungi, Mortierellomycota, Mortierellomycetes, Mortierellales, Mortierellaceae. Gene Ontology annotation, biological process: single strand break repair; double-strand break repair. The transcript is spliced from 5 exons. Gene Ontology annotation, cellular component: nucleus. The record is from RefSeq and is a predicted model, not a curated record. The coding region runs from base 124 to 1206 and encodes 360 amino acids. Gene Ontology annotation, molecular function: single-stranded DNA binding; mismatched DNA binding; single-strand break-containing DNA binding.